AUGUUGAAGGCCGCUGUCCCGCGGUGCCCUCCGCUCCUCCAACGUCGCUGGCAAACACAUCACUCGCACCAACCUUUCCCUCCAGACAUCCACCAGUGGUCACAUCCGCCCUCGAAAGCUACUGUCUCAGACGACGAAAUCUCGCGACUCGCAGCAAAGCCUCGACGACCUCUGACGCUCGCAGACCUGGUCAAACAUGGCAAGCCUCCCUUACGCGAUGCCGAUCUCCUAUCCUCUGCCAAUUUCACUGUAUCACUCCUACCGGCCCGACUCGCCCAUCGAAUCCAAGCCCUUCGAAACCUGCCCUUCAUCGUGGUGGCCAACCCCAAUGUCUCCACGAUAUACAACAACUAUCUCCACUCCCUGUCCACCUUGGAACCGUUUUACAAGAAACCAAUUGAGACGAUAGAGGAGGAGAUGAAGUUCACAGAGGCAAUGGCGGACCUGGUACGGACUCAUUCCAACACCAUCCCUACUAUGGCAAAAGGGUUCCUUCAAUGUCGCAAGUAUAUCGACCCUGCCGAGGUCACCAAAUUCUUGGAUCAACACCUCCGUGCCAGGAUAGGAACCCGGUUGGUCGCGGAGCAACAUCUGGCGCUUCACAUGGCUUCUACGGGCGAGGCGGCCAAGCAAAAGCCGGAUCCUAAUCACGUCGGCGUCAUCGACCUUGGCUUACGGCCUGCCGAUGUCAUUCGACAAUGUGAAGGGUUUGUAGGGGAGGUGUGUGAACUCAAGUACGGCGUGAGGCCUAGUCUCGUCAUCGACGGUGACACAGAUGCCGAAUUCGCUCAUAUUCCGAUGCAUCUCGAAUAUAUCAUCACGGAACUGUUGAAAAAUGCAUUCCGAGCCACCAUCGAGUCGGGCAAUGAGCGAGAGCCCAUUGAAGUCACCAUCGCCUCGGCACCUGACGUGUCAACCACAAAACUGCAAGCCUUGAGAAAGUUGUCCGUCAGUGAGGAAAAUGCGUACGAUUUCUCGCAAGAUGGCCUAGAAGAGUAUUGUUCUUCGUCAGAUGCAGACAUCGGACCACUCAACUCGGCGGCACCCUGUAUCACGUUAAGAAUCCGUGACCGAGGCGGAGGCAUCCCACCCGAAGCACUUGCCAAUAUUUGGUCGUAUAGCUUCACGACAUUCAAUAACGAACAGGCUGCGGCCGCCGGAGGCGACAAUGGCACAGAUGCAGGACUGAAUACUAUUGCAAGUAGUGGAUCGGACCAAAGCUCCAUCGCUGGACUGGGGUACGGAUUGCCGCUCAGCCGGGCCUACGCCGAGUAUUUCGGGGGUGGAAUAGCCCUGCAGUCCAUGUACGGCUGGGGCACGGACGUCUACCUUACUUUGCAGGGCAUUGGAAAGAUGGAGGAAGCCAAACGAGCUCCCAGUGGGUAUGAGAUACUGCAGGGGGAGAUGGCCAAGAAAGAGUAG
This is a messenger RNA of Capronia epimyces CBS 606.96, 1422 nucleotides long. RefSeq lists its product as uncharacterized. The record is from RefSeq and is a predicted model, not a curated record. The coding region runs from base 1 to 1422 and encodes 473 amino acids. The transcript has 2 exons. Lineage: Eukaryota; Fungi; Ascomycota; Eurotiomycetes; Chaetothyriales; Herpotrichiellaceae. Gene Ontology annotation, biological process: regulation of glucose metabolic process; protein phosphorylation. Gene Ontology annotation, cellular component: mitochondrion. Gene Ontology annotation, molecular function: pyruvate dehydrogenase (acetyl-transferring) kinase activity.